Molecule: messenger RNA, 1744 nt
Organism: Daldinia loculata
Lineage: Eukaryota; Fungi; Ascomycota; Sordariomycetes; Xylariales; Hypoxylaceae
Exons: 3
Coding region: 574-1497 (307 amino acids)
Biological process (GO): regulation of DNA-templated transcription
Molecular function (GO): DNA-binding transcription factor activity
Source: RefSeq, a predicted model, not a curated record
GCCAUCUAAAUUUCACCUAGGAAACGAUGUGACUAUGUAUGUAUGGGGGGGACUUUUUCGAGGUUAACCAUUAACCAAACAUAUGGAAGCGUAUGAUAUUCAUUGGUUUCUUGCCAAUCGGCUUACGCGAUGGAGUCGCAUCGGGCCAGCAAGAUGACAGCAAGAUUGCAUUUACUGGUAGCGUUCUACAUACCUAAUGCUUGUCAUGCCUUGGAAGUUGGUAUUCAUAAAAUCCGAAUUUUAGACAGCGGUCCACAUCGAAGCUUUCGCCUCUAAGAAAAGGUACAUAGUUACCCUAAAGAGAGAAGCCACUUAGCGGUGGAAUCAAGACGGGUUUGGGAAAUCGAUAUACUCUUACAUUGGUACCGACUCAAAAAGAUUAAUCGUGAUAGGGCUGUUCGUAUCCCACGUCUACUUACCUAGCUAACAAGACAUCUAUCUCCUAACUCCAUCUUAUAUAAUGACUCUCUUCAUUCCCGCAUUUCCUUGCUUAGACAUCAAAAAGAGUUUCCCGGAACUUCAAUCUCAAAAGAUCGACUUUGUUCAACAUCCAAGUUAUACCUUGCUGGCGCCAUGGAUAAGGCUAGCACGAAUACAACUCUCGCUUCAUCUACCCGAACAAAACAACCUAAGAAGAGAAAUAGUGACGUGCGCAAAGAGCAGAAUAGAAUCGCGUCUCGUGCAUAUCGAGAGAAGCGCAAGCAAAAGUUAGCACUACUUGACGAGAUAUUGAAAUCUGAUUCUCAAACAGAUUCGAUGAGUUCAGUAUCCGAUGAGACAGAUGGAUACAACGGCUCGUGGACCUUUCAAGAUAGACAAGCCUCGGGUAGCCCUGUUCCAGGAGCACUUCAGGUGCCCGCCGUGGCGCAAUGGGCCGCUGCAAGUCCCUCCAUAUCUUCGGCAGUCCCAAGCUACGGUCACGACGCGUAUGAGGGUUGGAUGAAUUCAUUCAAUCAGCCGGACAAUACGUUUCCUACCAAUAAUGAAUAUGCACACUCUUUCAUCCCCACCGAAGUUGGAGAUAAUUCUCUAGGGAACCCAGUUCAAUUUACCAUACAAUCUCUCACGUCGGCACCUUCGACGCCUUCACUGCCUCCUAUUCCGCUGGAUCCUUUGCUCGUUGCAAACAACUUCGCACCGCAACACCGUCAUAACCAAUUAGCACAACCCCGAAAUAUUCCAAGCUCAUCUAACCCAAUUUAUAACAAUGAUGAAACUCAGAGACAAUUAUGGGUCGCCUCUCUCGAAGACGAUGUGCUGGUGGAGCUUGAGAGAUUUGCUGGAUAUAGCCAUAUCCAACAACAGCAAAUUUUAGCCAUGAUACAGAAGAGAAGGAGUUUAGCACAGAAUAGACCAAACCAUCAAAAUGUGGAAUUCAGGUACCCAACCUGUCAAGCUACGCCCCCAUCAACAGCACAAUUUGUGAACACCGACUUUCGGAAAUACCAAAGCAUGCGACAGGUCUCUGGAUCACCUGUUCCUAGUGGCCGUCGCUAGAUCCGUUUCAUACGGACUAGGACCACUGACCCGACUACUGUAGUCGAUGAAAACCCCAAGGCCUUCUAGAUCGUGCCACCGAGAUGUCUAGCAUUGUCGGACUAAACAACCCUUUUCAUCUAUAUCGCCUUCUAGGGCUUUGCCAAGUAUAUCAGAUCUCGCCUUACCCUUAUACCCACGUACGCCGACUCGCUUUUCACCAAAUAAAUAAACAGCACCGAAGAGAAACGGCCAGCAAAUCGUCUUC